GGACUGAGAAAGGGAAUAACGUGGCAGAGGAAUCAGACCUCUCUGGCAGACUUCAUCCUUGAGGGGCUCUUUGAUGACUCCCUUACCCACCUUUUCCUUUUCUCCUUGACCAUGGUGGUCUUCCUUAUUGCCGUGAGUGGCAACACCCUCACCAUUCUCCUCAUCUGCAUUGAUCCCCAGCUUCAUACACCAAUGUAUUUCCUGCUCAGCCAGCUCUCCCUCAUGGAUCUGAUUCAUGUCUCCACAACCAUCCCUAAGAUGGCUACCAACUACCUAUCUGGCAAGAAGUCUAUCUCCUUUGUGGGCUGUGCAGCCCAGCACUUCCUCUAUUUGUCUCUGGGUGGUGCUGAGUGUUUUCUCUUAGUUGUCAUGUCCUAUGACCGCUAUGUUGCCAUCUGUCAUCCACUGCGCUAUGCUGUGCUCAUGAACAGGAAGGUGGGACUGAUGAUGGUUGUCACGUCAUGGUUGGGGGCAUCCGUGAACUCCCUAAUUCACACAGCAAUCUUGAUGCACUUCCCUUUCUGUGGGUCUCGGAAAGUCUACCACUUCUACUGUGAGUUCCCAGCUGUUGUGAAGCUGGUGUGUGGCGACAUCACUGUAUAUGAGAUCACAGUGUACAUCAGCAGUAUCCUCCUUCUUCUCCUCCCCAUCUUGCUGAUUUCUACAUCCUAUGUCUUCAUCCUUCAAAGUGUCAUUCAGAUGCGUUCAUCUGGGAGCAAGAGAAAUGCUUUUGCCACUUGUAGCUCCCACCUCACGGUGGUUUCUCUUUGGUUUGGUGCCUGCAUCUUCUCCUACAUGAGACCCAGGUCCCAGCGCACUCCAUUGCAGGACAAAGUUGGUUCUGUGUUCUACAGCAUCAUUACCCCCACACUGAAUCCUCUGAUUUAUACUCUCCGGAAUAAAGAUAUAGCUAAGGCUCUGAGAAGAGUGCUGAGGAGAGACGUUAUCACCCAAUGCAUUCAACGACUGCAACUGUGGUUGCCCCGAGUGUAGAGUGGAGUAGGAUAAGCUCCUUAAAUUAAUUCAUGUAAACCUGUAAGGUUUUUCAGGGAGCUAGCUCCC
Molecule: messenger RNA, 1062 nt
Organism: Piliocolobus tephrosceles (Ugandan red Colobus)
Lineage: Eukaryota; Metazoa; Chordata; Mammalia; Primates; Cercopithecidae
Gene: OR2AE1
Product: olfactory receptor family 2 subfamily AE member 1
Exons: 1
Coding region: 112-993 (293 amino acids)
Biological process (GO): G protein-coupled receptor signaling pathway
Cellular component (GO): membrane
Molecular function (GO): olfactory receptor activity; G protein-coupled receptor activity
Source: RefSeq, a predicted model, not a curated record